Molecule: messenger RNA, 824 nt
Organism: Puntigrus tetrazona (Sumatra barb)
Lineage: Eukaryota; Metazoa; Chordata; Actinopteri; Cypriniformes; Cyprinidae
Product: ferritin, middle subunit-like
Exons: 4
Coding region: 33-569 (178 amino acids)
Biological process (GO): intracellular iron ion homeostasis; iron ion transport
Cellular component (GO): cytoplasm
Molecular function (GO): ferrous iron binding; ferric iron binding
Source: RefSeq, a predicted model, not a curated record
GAUAAUAAAACGAUAAAAAAAACCCCGCCGAAAUGGAGACUUCUCAGAUUCGCCAGAACUACGACCGCGACUGCGAGGCUUUGAUCAACAAGAUGAUCAACUUGGAGCUUUACGCUGGAUACACCUACACCUCCAUGGCUCACUACUUCAAACGGGAUGAUGUCGCUCUUGCUGGUUUUGCCAAGUUCUUCAAGAAGAACAGCGAGGAGGAGCGUGAGCAUGCUGAGAAGUUCAUGGAGCUCCAGAACAAGAGGGGAGGACGCAUUUUGCUUCAGGAUGUAAAGAAACCUGAUCGUGAUGUUUGGGGCAAUGGACUGAUUGCUAUGCAGUGUGCUCUUCAGCUGGAGAAGAACGUCAACCAGGCUCUGCUGGAUCUGCACAAGGUCGCCUCUGAGAAGGGAGACCCUCAUCUGUGUGACUUCCUGGAGACUCACUACCUGGAUGAGCAGGUUGAGGCCAUCAAGAAACUUGGAGACCACAUCACCAACCUUACCAAGAUGGAUGCUGGCAACAACAGGAUGGCCGAGUACCUGUUUGACAAGCACACCCUGGAUGGAGACAGCAGCUAAAUGCAGCCUUCAUAUUGUAAAGCAUCCAGCUAUACUGUAUGCAUAAAAAAAUCAAGCAAUAUUGUCAUGCAGCUCUAAUGUUAUGUCUUUAGGCUUUGAGAGGUUAAAAGGUUAACAUUUAGAGGCUAUAUCUAUAAGAUACUGGCUCUAAUUGAUCAUCUUGUGAUUCUUAGUCAUAAAGCUGAAGCUUUUGUGUUUCAUGUACACUAAUUGGUUUUAACCAAGUGAAUUUAAAGAAUAAACUUUUUGGCUGGA